CAGCCAUGGAAGAGUUAAUAGUUGAGCUGCGCCUGUUUCUUGAACUUCUGGACCACGAAUAUCUAACUUCCACUGUCAGGGAGAAGAAGGCAGUAAUAACUAACAUUCUCCUGAGGAUACAGUCAUCAAAAGGUUUAGAAGUAAAAGAACAUGUACAGAAGCAAGAAGUUGCCAACAGUUUGCCAGCACCUCCUCAAAUGCCUCUGCCAGAAAUACCUCAGCAGUGGCUGCCACCAGAUAAUGGGCCUCCACCACUGCCAACAUCUUCCCUUCCUGAAGGCUAUUAUGAAGAGGCAGUGCCACUUAGUCCUGGGAAGGCUCCUGAGUACAUCACUUCCAAUUAUGACUCAGAUGCUAUGAGCAGCUCUUAUGAAUCCUACGAUGAAGAGGAGGAAGAUGGAAAGGGGAAGAAAAUGAGACAUCAGUGGCCUUCUGAGGAAGCCUCUAUGGAUCUGGUGAAGGAUGCCAAAAUCUGUGCCUUCCUUCUUAGAAAGAAACGAUUUGGGCAAUGGACCAAACUACUGUGUGUUAUCAAAGAAAACAAACUACUGUGCUACAAAAGUUCCAAGGACCAGCAGCCCCAGAUGGAGCUGCUCCUGAAUGACUGCAGUAUCACCUAUAUUCCCAAAGACAGCAAAAAGAAGAAGCAUGAGCUGAAAAUCUCGCACCAAGGAGCAGAUGCCCUGGUUCUGGCAGUGCAGAGCAAAGAGCAGGCGGAACAGUGGCUAAAGGUUAUAAAAGAUGUGUGCAGCAACUGUACGGGAGCUGUAGACUCCGAUGGGCCAUUGUCUAGUUCUCCAGUGCACAAGAUGGAGCUGGAAAAGAAGUUGUCAUUUGAGAGGCCAAGUUCAGAUGGGGAGGGUGCUGUGGAAAAUGGCAUCACUACUGUGUGCAAUGGGAAAGAACAAGUGAAAAGGAAAAAAAGUUCAAAAACGGAAACCAAGGGCACUGUGACUAAAGUAACAGGGAAAAAAAUAACGAAGAUCAUUGGUUUAGGAAAGAAGAAGCCAUCAACAGAUGAACAGACCUCAUCAGCUGAAGAAGAUGUUCCAACAUGUGGAUAUCUCAACGUGCUCUCUAAUAACCGUUGGCGCGAGCGCUGGUGCAGAGUGAAAGACAAUAAACUCAUUUUCCACAAGGACAGGACAGAUCUGAAGACACACAUUGUUUCUAUCCCUCUCCGUGGCUGUGAAGUCAUCCUGGGACUGGAUUCGAAGCAUCCCCUGACCUUCCGCCUGCUCCGAAAUGGGCAGGAGGUCGCUGUGCUCGAGGCAUCCUCCUCUGAAGACAUGGGCAGAUGGAUUGGAAUUCUGCUGGCAGAAACAGGGUCCUCGACAGACCCCGGAGCUCUGCACUAUGACUACAUUGACGUGGAAAUGACGGCAAGCGUCAUCCAGGCAGCAAAACAGACAUUCUGUUUCAUGAACAGGAGAGUUAUAUCUACAAAUCCAUACCGGGGAAGCACUGCCAAUGGCUACGCCUGUCCAAGUGGAAUGGCACUUCAUUAUGAUGAUGUUCCCUGCAUAAAUGGAUCGUGGGAACCAGAAGAUGGCUUUCCUUCUUCUCGUAGCAGGAACACUGGAGAAGAAAUGCUUUAUGAUAAUGCAGGCCUGUACGAUAACUUGCCGUCUCCAAAAAUCUUUGCGCGCUAUCCGCCAGCUGACAGGAAACCCAAUAGGUUAUCUACUGACAAACUCUCCUCUAACCAUUACAAAUACCCUGUCUCAUCCAAUCUGUCUUCUGCUCAGUCUGUCACUAAUACCUCUGCUGUGGGGAGGGGAUCUACCUCACAGUUUAAAGGCAAGAAGCCUCCUGUGACUACUAAUGGCAUCACCGGAAAAGGGAGAACUUUAAACAGCCAACCCAAGAAAUCUGAAUCAGUGUCCUGUGUGAAGCGCACGGCGUCGAAUGCAGAGCAGUACAAAUAUGGCAAGAAUCGUGUGGAGGCAGAUGCAAAGAGGUUACAAAGCAAAGAGGAGGAGCUGCUAAAGAGGAAAGAAGCACUCCGGAAUAGGCUGGCCCAGCUCCGAAAAGAACGAAAAGAUCUACGUGCAGCCAUUGAAGUCAAUGCUGGCAGGAAGACCCAAGUGAUUCUUGAAGACAAGUUAAAGAAGUUGGAAGAGGAGUGUAAGCAGAAGGAGGCCGAGCGUGUAAACUUGGAGCUAGAACUGACCGAGGUGAAGGAAAGCCUUAAGAAAGCCUUGGCUGGUGGCAUCACACUGGGCUUGGCUAUUGAGCCCAAGUCAGGAACAUCAAGCCCACAGUCUCCAAUUUUCAAGCACCGAACUUUGGAAAACUCUCCAAUCUCCAGCUGUGAUACCAGCGAUACUGAAUGCUCAAUACCUGUGAACAGUGCAGCAGCUCUGAAGAGACCUCCCUCAACAAACAAUUCUCCAUGUCGAGGUCAUGUUCUUCGAAAAGCAAAGGAAUGGGAGAUGAAAAAUGGAACAUAAGCAUAGCAAAACCACUCACUUUCUAUAAAGGCCUUACCUAUUACGGACCAAGACGUAGGCUGCAAAGGAUUCAUCUGAAUGGUCAUAUCAAGCUAUACAACAUAGGAAGUUUUAUAAUUCUGUUAAGUUCAUGGUAGCUUGGCGCUAAUUUGCCUGUAUUCCCUCUACUGUAUUGCUGUGUAACUACGUGUGCCCCUUUUUAUUAGCUGUAACUCCUUGUUUCUGACUUCAUUGAUAAAGAAAAUGAAGACUAAAAGCCCCAAACCAACCAUAGGAAUUAAAAAGGAGCAUAAAGUCACCAGCUGAAAGUUUACUUUGCUGAAGCAGCACAGAGCAGUAAUGUUCAUUACAUACCAUCAGACUGCCUGGACACUGCUGAAAAAUGGUGUCUAAAGACCAGUGUGAAAUCAUAACUCUUACAGAUUAAAACUGACUUUCAAGCUCUGCCACAAGGUCUUACUCAUUAGCAGUCACUUUGCU
Molecule: messenger RNA, 2933 nt
Organism: Acanthisitta chloris (rifleman)
Lineage: Eukaryota; Metazoa; Chordata; Aves; Passeriformes; Acanthisittidae
Gene: AFAP1
Product: actin filament associated protein 1
Exons: 17
Coding region: 6-2453 (815 amino acids)
Cellular component (GO): cytosol
Molecular function (GO): SH2 domain binding; SH3 domain binding
Source: RefSeq, a predicted model, not a curated record